AUGGCGCCGGUGCUUAGGCCCAGGCAGAGCCUACCCAAGGAUAAGUUCCCUGGGUACUUUUCCAACCUGAAGAGCCAGGCGUACACGGAUCCCAGCUCGUCUAGAGGCGCGGGCACUCACAGUAUACGAUCUAUUGCGUGGAAUCCGCAAGGGACGCUCGUGGCAACCGGGUCGGCAGACAAGACGCUGCGCGUAUGGAAUCCGGAGAAGCCACAUGUCAAGUUCUCAACAGAGCUCAAGGGCCACUCCGCCUCUAUUGAGAAGGUGGCGUUCAAUCCGACAAAAGACGCCGAGUUGUGCAGCGUGAGCAGCGAUGGCGUUGUCAAGUUCUGGGACGUGCGCACCAAGGCAUGCUUCAACGAGGUGCGAGGGCUCGGCGACGCGCUCAGCCUUGUGUGGGCUCCCGACGGGCAGACGCUCCUCGUGGGCAACCGGGACGACGUCAUCUUCAUUCUUUCGCCUUCGCAGUCGACGCCAGUCUCAUCCCACCAGCAGCCGGUGCAAACGAAUCAGAUCAGCUUUUGCUGGGGUGGCGAGAAGGUCUUCCUGGCGACGGGAGACGGGCGGACACGGACACUGACGUAUCCCGGGUUCGACCCCGUCUUCAAGCUCAACUACGGGCCCGAGCCGAGAGAGUUUAAGCUGCACGGGCACACGUCUUCGUGUCUGACGGUGGAGCUGCAGCCGACGGCGAGGUAUCUUGCGACGGGGGGCUCGGAUUCGAUCAUCUCGUUGUGGGACACGAAAGACUUCAUCUGCCAGCGGACCUUGUCGGGGAUAUCUGGGCCGGUCAGGAGCAUCAGUUUCACGUUUGACGGUAGCUACAUUGUUGCCGGCAGCGACGAAGGGAGCGGCCUCGAGGUCUACCAUGUCGAAACGGGCGAACACGUGCAUACCUUUAAGACGGCGGGCUCGUCGCCGGUGGUCGCAUGGGCGCCGACACGCUACUGCCUGGCUUAUAGCGAUCUCGGCGUGCUGAGGAUCGUUGGUGUCGAUCCGGAUCGCAAGUGA
This is a messenger RNA of Purpureocillium lilacinum, 1011 nucleotides long. RefSeq lists its product as uncharacterized. Gene Ontology annotation, molecular function: protein binding. NCBI's taxonomy places the organism in Eukaryota, Fungi, Ascomycota, Sordariomycetes, Hypocreales, Ophiocordycipitaceae. Gene Ontology annotation, cellular component: THO complex part of transcription export complex. Gene Ontology annotation, biological process: mRNA export from nucleus. The record is from RefSeq and is a predicted model, not a curated record.